CGGCCUGUGGUGUCCAAGUUCCCCUUCCGUGGAGGCUGCAACUCUCCCUUACCCACUGGCUUCCUGUUGGGGCUUCCUCGGCCCCACCUCACAUUUGGGGCAUUUCCUUGCCUGACAGAGGGAGCUGGACCUGGGCUGUGCCCUGGCCGAGGCAGACAUGGUGCCCCUGCUGCUGCUGCCCCUGCUGUGGGGGGGGUCCCUGCAGGAGUAUCCAGGGUACCAGCUCCGAGUGCAGGAAUUGGUGACAGCGCAGGAGGGUCUGUGCGUCCUCAUACCCUGCUCCUUCUCCUACCCCUGGGAUUCGAGGUAUCGCCGUGGUGAACUCUACAUCUACUGGUUCUGUGAUGGGGACUACACGCGCUACCGUAUUCUUGUGGCCACAAACAACCCAGAGCAACAAGCAGAUAUAGAGGCUCAGGGCCGGUUCCGCGUCCUCAAGGACCCCAGGACCAACAACUGCUCCCUGAGCAUCAGAGACGCCAGGAGAAGUGACACAGGCGUCUACUCCUUCCCAGUGGAGAGAGGAAAUUAUGUGAACUAUAGUUAUAGAGAUAAGAAGCUGAAUUUGCAGGUGGCAGACCUGACAGAGAAACCUGACAUCCACUUUCCGGAGCCUCUGGAGUCCGGCCGCCCCACAAAGAUGACCUGCAGCCUGCCAGGGUCCUGUGAGGGGGGAAGACCUCUCACCUUCUCCUGGGUGGGGGAUGCUCUUGACUCGCUGGACCCCAAGGCCCUCCAGUCGUCGGUGCUCACCCUCACCUUGAGGCCCCAGGACCAUGGCACCAACCUCACCUGUCAGGUGAAACUCCAAGGAUCUCAGGUGACCACGGAGAGAACCAUCCAGCUCCAUGUCUUUUAUGCUCCAAGGUUGAUGACCACCAGCCUUUUCCAGGGAAACUGUACAGCCCUGAAGACCCUGAGCAAUGGCACAUUGCUGCCAGUCCUGGAGGGCCAGUUCCUGCGCCUGGUCUGCGUGGCUGACAGCACCCCCCCUGCCAGGAUGAGCUUGUCCCAUCAGGGGAAAGCCUUGAGCUCCUCCAAGCCCUCAGCACCUGGGGUCCUGGAGCUGCCCCAGGUUGGGGCUGGAGAUGGAGGGAAAUUCACCAACCGAGCUCAGAACCUGCUGGGCUCCCCGCAUGUUUCCUUCAGCCUCUCUGUGCAGAGAAGCCCCUCUUCCUGCAGCUGUGUGACUGGUGAACAGCAGGGCUCCUGGCCCCUGGUCGUCACCCUGAUCAGAGGGACCCUCAUGGGGGCUGGCUUCCUCCUCACCUAUGGCCUCACCUGGAUCUACUACACCAGGUGAGCAGGCCUGUCCCUCUCCAGGGAAGUCCAGUGAUUGGCCCCUGACUUCCAGGGGCACUGAGUUGUCCCACCGCCUGGAGUCGCAGUUAGAGCGACCGACGCUGAUCUGAGACCUGUGUUGGCUCUGCAGGUGUGGAGGCCCCCAGGGUGCAGGGCUGAGAGGCCUGACUGAGCCUCCCUCCAUCUCAAGAUGGGACUGAGGUGUAGACUCGGAGCCCAGAGGGACAGACGUGCAGACAUCACUGUCAGCUCCACCCUGGAAACUCUGGACUCAAACUCUGUCUCAUUUGUACCGAUGGAUUUCAAUAUGUGGAGGUGAAGUGAGUGAUGACAUGGAGAGGUCAAUGCCAUUGAAAGAUUUUUAUUACUUACAUUUCCAGAGAGGAGGUGGCACAUCACCCCCUGCAGGGCCACAGGGGAAGCACCAGGUUUGAUCAGGAGACAGAAGCAGGCAUGGGGGAAGCCUAGGCCAGGGCCUUUAUUGGGGUUUCCAUGGGAAAGGAAGUUAGGGCAGGCACAUGGUUUAGGAUUAGCUAGUUUGAACAAUUCUGUGGUGCUUUGCCAACAGGGGUGGUCUCUAGUUGUCUGGUACCUUGUCCUGGGUGAUUAGGGCAGGGGAAAUAGUGGCUUGGUGUGUGGGAGUUAGAUAAAGGGGUGUCUGGGGGACUUGGGCUCAGGAUUGGUUGGUUUGCAUUGAAUGAUGUCUCCUGGCAGAGCCCUUUGCUGUCACCAAGAUUUGGCUACUCCUUGGAGUGGGGGCAGACUCUCCCAGGGCCAGCAAGCUUUAUAAGGUGUCAAAUCAUCAUAAGAUAAACAAAAUAAAAACAUGAUCAUUUCAUACACACCCCACUGACUGCCCCCUUGUUUCUGCCUGCUCCCCUCCCUAUCUGUUACCAACCCCUCCUUGUUGGUCCUGCCCACCUCUCCUCCUACCCUCCUCUCUCUCCCUCCCCAGCCCUAUGAAGGGAACGAACUUGGGGCCUUACCCUCCUGUUACCCAGAAGUUACCUGGUUAACACCUGAGUUUCUGGUCUCCCAAACUUCUCCAUCAACGGAGACAUCCAUACAGAGUAGAGUCAGGAGCACAGCUUUUCUUUCCCGGUUUAAAGACGCCCAUCUCGUAAUUAUUAUUAUAAAAGAUGACAACAUUUAUUUUAUAAAUAAAAGUUUUAGUAAGCAAUACAACUUAAGAAGCAAUAUUACCAUUGAGUGUCUCCGUGGGAGUUUCUAGAGCAAAAUUGUGUGUGAAUCUUCUGUUCUUUUUUUGUUGAACUUGUUUCCACUACAGCUAUUUGUCUAUUCAUUGUUUUCUUGAUGCCUAACUUACACUGAGUAAAACAUGCAAAUCUAAAGAGUACAACUAGAGGAAUGUUUAUGUAUGUGCACACCCACACUUCCACCACCAAGCUCCACAUACACAUUCUUUCCACCCACCCCUGUGGUCAGGUCAGGCUACCAGAGAGAAAGGGGCUGAGCUGAGGUUGGAAGGAUGAGAAGUGGGCGGGAAGCUUGGGUGGGGACGUGCCAAGAGCUGAGCCAGGCUGGCAGAUGUGGGGGUGCACCUGUGUCUGCUGCUUGUGGGGAGGACCAGGAGAACCCAACACACACGAUGGUGGGAAAGAAGGCAGCUCAGAUACUCAGAUACAGCCUUGAGUGCAGGCUGAAGACACUGGGCUUCAUCUUGUGACCCUUCAAGUCAGCACAGUCCCGAAUGUACCACCUCCCUCUUUCCUGUCCCUAGUGUUUGUGCUUCCUAGAAGUGGAGUCAAACUUUAUAUACACUCUAGUGUCUGGCUGCUUUCUCCCAGUAUUAUGUCUUUCAGAUUUAUCCAUGUUGUUCCAUUUAUCAAUCACUCAUUUUUGCUUUUGGUAUCAUUUUUCCUUUUAAUAUCGUAUUUUAUGUGUGUAUAUACUUCCAGUUAUUUAUCUAUUCUACAGAUAAAUAAAUUCAAUGGCAUUGAAUUUGUUUCCAGUUUAUGGCUUUUCAAAAAUAAUUUUGAUAUGAAUUUUGGGAUGAAGAGGGGAGCACUAGCACUUUGUUCCUGGUGGUUAUGUGGUUGCUCUGUCGUAAGGUAGGCAUAUAUUUAGCUGUAGAAGAUACUA
This is a messenger RNA of Diceros bicornis minor, 3405 nucleotides long. RefSeq names its product sialic acid-binding Ig-like lectin 14. The record is from RefSeq and is a predicted model, not a curated record. Lineage: Eukaryota; Metazoa; Chordata; Mammalia; Perissodactyla; Rhinocerotidae. Gene Ontology annotation, biological process: cell adhesion. The coding region runs from base 158 to 1303 and encodes 381 amino acids. Gene Ontology annotation, cellular component: plasma membrane. Gene Ontology annotation, molecular function: sialic acid binding. The transcript is spliced from 6 exons.